Molecule: messenger RNA, 831 nt
Organism: Fulvia fulva
Lineage: Eukaryota; Fungi; Ascomycota; Dothideomycetes; Mycosphaerellales; Mycosphaerellaceae
Exons: 1
Coding region: 1-831 (276 amino acids)
Cellular component (GO): cytoplasm
Source: RefSeq, a predicted model, not a curated record
AUGACCGAGAUCACUGGUUUCAAGGACAAUGCCGACAUCAACAAAACGACCGAGCUGGUACUGGUAUGCUGUCACGCGACCUACAUGGCCGAUGGUUUCAACACCGCCGAAGACCAGUGGAUCUUACAGCCUUUUCAGCGAUCAGAUCCACUACGAAACAAGCCUGGCGAACAUGAGACCUUUAUCCAGCACAUCAUAAGCGCUGCGCUGGCCGUACACAAUGACCCGCGAGCGCUGCUGAUGUUCUCCGGAGGGAGAACUACCCAAGCACCACGAUCAGAAGCGGAGAGCUAUGCCACCAUCCUCCGACAUAUUGUCGAUAACAAUGCCGUCCUCUUCCCAGCCGGCGUUCGCUUUGGUCUGGAGCAGUUGGCCACAGACAGCUACCAGAACUUACUCUUCUCAGUCAUUCGCUUCCGGCAGCUGACUGGUGACUACCCCACGAACAUUACAGUGGUUACACACGCCUUCAAGGAACGACGUUUCUUAGAGCUCCAUGCUCCCGCGAUCAAGUGGCCGCAUCACAGGAUUCGAGUCCAAGGAGUCAAUCCUCCCUUUACGCUGGACGAGCUGAACUUCACGCAGCGUGGUGAGCAUGAACGUGCCUACAGGUUCUUCGCCGCCGAUCCUUAUGGUGUUCGGAUGCCACUGCUUCAAAAGCGCCUAGAGAGGAACUGGAAUACAGACAAGGCCCAUGUCUUCUUGGGCUGGAAGCUGGAACCACAGAUCAUCGGGCUCCUCGAAUGGCAGGGAGGUGUCAGUGGUUGCGAAACGUUCCCGAGGCGGCUGCCGUGGGAAGAUCAGACGACUGAUUGGAUGUAUCACCGUUGA